AUGACCUCUACUGUAGGCCCACCACCAUACUACGAAAAUCAUGGCUUUCAGCCAGAAAACUAUUUUGCCAGGCCACCAGCAGGUGCUAACCCAUAUCCACCGUACUUCUCUACAAAUGCUCCAUCAGUGCCAACCUAUGUCCCAAGAGUUUCAACCUACCAGUCGACUAGUCCAGUAGCCCCUUCAUCUGGGAGGACUUGUUCAUCAGGUGUAAAGAAAACCAUAAUAAUUAUAAUAUCCAUUUUAAUAGUCAUUUGUUGUGCAGUUGGUGCUUUCUUCAUUUGGUAUUUUGUGGAGAAUCGUUGCCUCGGAUCGUUAAUAGAGUGUGGGUCUUCGGGAGUGUGCGUGUCUCCCUCAGACUGGUGUGACGGAGUGACCAACUGCCCAAAUGGGGAGGAUGAAAACCGUUGUGUUAGACUUUUUGGACCAAACUUUAUCCUCGAAGUUUAUUCACCUGUCAGCAAAGCCUGGUAUCCUGUUUGUCAAGAUGACUGGACUGAUGAUUUUGGAAAGAUUGCAUGUAAAGAUAUGGGCUAUAAUGUAGACACAUAUUACUAUAGUCAAGGAGUAGCAGCUGAAGUCAGCUUUAAAAGCUUUAUGAAGCUGAACACAAGUGCUGGGAAUACAGACUUGUAUAAAAGGCUACAUAACAGCAAUGUCUGUGCAUCGGGAAAUGUGGUUUCUCUACGCUGCAUAAAGUGCGGCCUGCCCACCAGAAGCACGGCCAUCAUGAACAGGAUCGUGGGCGGCAGUGCGGCAGCACUGGGGCAGUGGCCGUGGCAGCUCAGCCUCCACGUGCAGGGCACCCACGUCUGCGGGGGCUCCAUCAUCACCCGCGAGUGGCUGGUGACGGCGGCUCACUGCGUGGAGGGACAACUUUCUGACCCAUACAUCUGGAGAGUUUAUGCUGGGAUUGUGAGCCAGAGUGACGUUAUUUUAAGAGCCGGAUAUAGAGUGCAACAAAUAAUUUCCCAUCCAGAUUAUGAUACGGACACUAAAGACAAUGAUGUUGCCCUUAUGAAGUUAGAGACACCGUUGAGUUUUACUGAUAAUGUACAGCCAGUUUGUCUGCCUAAUCCAGGAAUGAUGUUCCAGCCCAAUCAAGAGUGCUGGAUAUCUGGAUGGGGAGCAGAGUACCAAGGAGGUAAAACAUCAACUAACUUGAAUUAUGUUAUGGUACCUUUAAUAGAACGUUCUAGAUGUAACUCUAUCUAUAUCUAUAAUGGCAUGAUUUUGCCUACAAUGGUCUGUGCUGGAUAUCUAGAAGGAGGAAUUGAUUCCUGUCAGGGUGACAGCGGAGGUCCUCUGGUAACAAAUAAAAACUCCGUGUGGUGGUUGGUUGGAGAUACCAGCUGGGGAUCUGGUUGUGCUACUCCCAAUAGACCUGGAGUUUAUGGGAAUAUGACUGUGUUUACAGACUGGAUUUAUAAAAAUAUGCAGGCAAACAGAUGA
Messenger RNA from Cygnus atratus (black swan), 1452 nucleotides. RefSeq names its product transmembrane serine protease 2 (gene TMPRSS2). Gene Ontology annotation, molecular function: serine-type endopeptidase activity; protein binding. The transcript is spliced from 13 exons. Gene Ontology annotation, biological process: protein autoprocessing. Bases 1 to 1452 code for a protein of 483 amino acids. Gene Ontology annotation, cellular component: membrane. The record is from RefSeq and is a predicted model, not a curated record. NCBI's taxonomy places the organism in Eukaryota, Metazoa, Chordata, Aves, Anseriformes, Anatidae.